CAGUGGUGGGACAGUGCCUUCCGAACCUCCUGUACCCCUCCGCAGGUCACCAUAGGGACAGUUACCACAAGAGUCAGUCUUGGCCUAAAUACAAGAUGUGUUUGGCAGCACUGAGAAGCUGUAAUGGAGCUUUUCUGCACAAAGGAAGAAUCUAUGCUGCAAGCAAGAUAUUUUUACUUCAGCCAAGGAAUGGCCAAGGGAAAUAUACAGAACCGCCUGCCAAAUGUUUUUGGAGAUCAAAAUCAAGGAACAGUUUUCCUACGUGAAUUUACGUUGAUUCGGAGAGAAAGUCUUCAUGACGAUUUCCUAUCUGAUUUGCUGAAUAACCACAAAACAGAAGAUGCGAGCUCCAGAACAGCUCGCUCGGAGGAAGAUCGAGGCUUACUGUGGGAUGCCUGGGGCUCAUGGAGUGAAUGUUCACGCACUUGUGGAGGAGGGGCUUCAUAUUCACUGAGACGCUGCCUGAGCAGCAAGACCUGUGAAGGACGAAACAUCCGGUACAGGACAUGCAGCAAUGUGGAUUGUCCACCAGAAGCAGGUGAUUUCCGCGCUCAGCAGUGCUCUGCUCACAACGACGUCAAAUAUCAGGGACAGUUUUAUGAGUGGCUUCCUGUCUCUAAUGACCCUGACAACCCAUGCUCACUGAAGUGCCAGGCCAGAGGAAUGGCUCUGGUUGUGGAGCUGGCACCAAAGGUUCUGGAUGGGACCCGGUGCUACACUGAAUCCCUGGACAUGUGCAUCAGUGGCUUGUGCCAAAUCGUUGGCUGUGACCACCAGCUGGGAAGCACUGUCAAGGAAGAUAAUUGUGGGGUCUGCAAUGGAGAUGGGUCCACCUGCCGGCUGGUUCGAGGCCAGUAUAAGUCCCAACUCUCAGCAAAUAAACUAGAUGAUACAGUGGUUGCUAUUCCCUAUGGAAGCAGACAAGUUCGCCUCGUGCUGAAAGGACCCGAUCAUUUACAUUUGGAAACCAAGACUCUCCAAGGUUUGAAGAGUGAAAACAGCCUCAGCACCACAGGCUCCUUUCUUGUAGAAAAUUCUAGCAUUGACUUCCAGAAGUUUCCUGACAAGGAGAUCUUAAGAAUAUCUGGGCCUCUCACUGCAGACUUCACUAUCAAGAUUCGUUAUGCUGGUGCUGCUGACAGUUCAGUUCAGUUCAUCUUCUAUCAGCCUAUCAUUCACCGAUGGAGGGAAACUGAUUUUUUUCCUUGUUCGGCAUCCUGUGGAGGAGGUUAUCAACUGACAUCUGCUGAAUGUUUUGAUCUGAGAAGCAGACGGGUAGUGGCAGAUCAAUACUGCCACUAUUUUCCUGAAAAUGUCAAGCCAAAGCCAAAACUUCAAGAGUGUAAUCUGGAUCCUUGUCCUGCAAGUGAUGGAUACAAGCAGAUCAUGCCCUAUGACCUCUACCAUCCCCUUCCUCGAUGGGAAAGUACACCCUGGACUGCCUGUUCCUCAUCCUGUGGAGGAGGCAUUCAAAGCCGUAGCAUCUCAUGUGUGGAAGAAGACAUUCAGGGGCAUAUCAGCCCUGUGGAAGAAUGGAAAUGCAUGUAUACUCCAAAGAUGCCUGUUGUCCAGCCUUGCAAUAUAUUUGACUGCCCAAAGUGGCUUGCUCAGGAAUGGUCUCCGUGCACUGUGACCUGUGGACAAGGACUCAGAUACCGUGUAGUCCUUUGCCUUGAUCACAGAGGAAUGCAUACAGGAGGCUGUAGUCCUAAAACAAAGCCACACAUAAAAGAGGAAUGCGUUGUAUCCACUCCUUGCUACAAACCCAGAGAGAAACUUCCUGUGGAAGCAAAGUUGCCAUGGUAUAAGCAGGCUCAAGAGCUGGAGGAAGGAACAGCUGUAUCUGAAGAACCAUCGUUUAUUCCUGAGGCUUGGUCCACCUGUAGUGUCACCUGUGGAGUAGGCAGCCAGGUGCGGCUUGUGAAAUGUCAAGUGCUCCUCUCUUUCUCUCAGUCUGUGGCUGACUUGCCCAUCGAUGAAUGUGAAGGUCCCAAACCUGUGUCUCAGAGAGCCUGUUACAGUGGUCCCUGCAGUGGGGAGGCAACUGAGUACACCUCAGAGGAGACUGAGUUUCCGUAUGGCAGCUUGCAGGAGUUUGAUGAGCUCUAUGACUGGGAAUAUGAAGGCUUUACAGAGUGUUCAGAGUCCUGUGGAGGAGGUGUCCAGGAGGCUGUGGUGACCUGUCUGAACAAACAAACCAGGGAGACUGCAGAUGAGACACUGUGUGUAACCAGCCGCCGUCCUCCACAGCUGCUGAAAGCCUGUAGUGUGGACCCCUGCCCCCCAAGGUGGGAGAUUGGGAAAUGGAGCACCUGCAGUCUUACCUGUGGGGUUGGUUUACAGACACGAGAUGUCUUCUGUUCUCAUCUCCUAUCAAGAGAGACUAAUGAGACUGUGAUUUUGGCAGAUGAACUGUGCUCUAAACCUAAGCCAUCCCUUGUGCAAGGCUGUAAUCGCUUUGACUGCCCGCCCUCCUGGUAUCCUACAGAAUGGCAAGAGUGUUCACAGACAUGCGGCGGUGGUGUCCAGAAGCGAGAUACACUUUGUAAGCAGCGCCUGGCAGAUGGGAGCUUAUUAAUGCUGCCAGAAACCUUCUGCUCCAUGCCAAGGACAGUUACCCAACAAGCCUGCAAAAAUGAGGAUUGUCCCAAUGAGUGGCUGCUCUCUGACUGGACACAGUGUUCAGUGAGCUGUGGAGGAGGCACACAGAGUCGAAAUGCCAUUUGCAGAAAGACACUGAAAUCCGGGGGAUUUGUUAUCAUCAAUUCCUCACUCUGCCUGCCUUUACCAUUGUCAUCCUUGAUCAGGCCCUGUGCACUAGGCCCCUGUGCAAGGCACAACAGGCCAGCUCAUAAUCAAAGCCCCCAUAUUAUGGCUGUAAAGAAAGUUUACAUCCAGACAAGGAAGCAGAAGAAACUACACUUUAUUGUGGGUGGAUAUGCCUACCUGCUGCCCAAAACUUCUGUUGUUCUCCGAUGCCCUGUAAGGAGGUUCAGAAAAUCAAUGAUCACUUGGGAGAAGGAUGACAAGAGGCUCAUCAGCUCAGCUCACAUCACCAUUGCACCCUAUGGGUAUAUGAAAAUCCGUCACUUGAAGCCUUCAGACUCUGGGACAUACACCUGCACAGCAGGGCCAGCCCGGGAGAAUUUCAUAAUUAAACUAAUUGGAAGCAACAAGAAGAUAAUUGCUGGGCAGCCAACUGGUAUUAGGGAGGAAGAGGCCAUGAGAAAGGCCAGUUUAAAUGAAGCCUUGAGAACAGAGGAGAAAUAUCUCAAUGGGAUUUUCUUCAAUAGUAGCAAUGCUGAAAAGCAAGGGCACCUUGCUAACACCAGCGGAUGGUAUGACAAUAUUGUCUCAAGGCUGCUACAGCACAGGGGCUGGCCAGGGGAAAAUCUGGAGUCCUGGGAAGCCCAGGAGUCCAUGGAGAGAAAUGCAUCCUCAGAAGAGGACCAUAGCCGGGACCAUAGCCUGCCAUUUACUAUGAUUACAGAGCAGAAACGCUUGGAUGAUAUCAUAAGGAAUUUGUCUCAACAGCCAGAGGAGCUUAAAGAUAUGUACACUGAGCAGCUUGUUGUGCAGCUGGCUCACGAGGUUUUCAAGAGCCACUUGGAGCACCAGGAAUUUGUCCUCAAAGCAUCAAGGCAAAAAGUUGAUUCAGUCUCAGUGGAGUACCCUUUCCACAGACAAGUUUCUGGAUUUACCAGUUCCCUGAGGACAUCAUCUGCUGAAAUGUUUCUUCCUACUUCUGUAGACCUGACUAAUGGCUUGCACAGACCUCAUCAAAAGCCUGCCAUUCUCCGGAAGAUUUCAGCAGCACAACAGCUUUCUGCUUCAGAGGUUGUUACCCACCUGGGACAGACGGUUGUUCUAGCAAGUGGCACACUCAGCGUGCUGCUUCACUGUGAAGCAGUGGGAAAUCCAAAGCCCACCAUCAGCUGGGCUAAGAACGGAGAGGAGGUGAAAUACAAUGAUAGGAUACUCCUUCAGCCUGAUGACUCCUUGCAGAUUCUAGCACCUGUGGAAGCUGAUGUGGGUUUCUAUGCUUGCAAUGCAUCCAAUGCCUUGGGAUCUGACUCUGUCUCCAUUGCUGUUACUCUAGCAGGAAAGCCACUGAUAAAGGCAUCAAGAGCUACUGUGAUCAACACUGAAUUACCUGCUGUCACUGUUGAUAUUGGAAGCAUGGUGAAAACAAUCCAGAAAGCAAAUGUUACCAUUAACUGCCACGUUGCAGGUGUACCUGAAGCAAAAGUUACUUGGUUUAAGAACAAGGUCAAGCUGUUCUCUGCUCACCACCUGCAUGAUGGGUUGCUGAUAAUUGCAAAUGUUUCUCUGUCAGACCAGGGGUUAUACUCCUGCAAGGCAGCCAAUCUUCAUGGGGAGGUAACUGAAAGCUCCCAGCUGUUGGUUCUUGAGCCUCCACGACCUCUUCCUUAUCUAGAAGACUUGACAGCAGUGCUUUCCAGUGCUGGGCCUAGCACUCAUUUGGUGCUGACCUCUCCUUCAGGAACAAAACUGACUGUCAGUCCAGGGAGCUCUGCUCUCAUAGGUUGUGCUGUUGAUGGUCAUCCAACCCCAAAUAUCACCUGGCUUUACUCUAGUGAACCUCUCCGUCUGCGACAUCAUCUCCUGGCAGCAGGCCGGAUUCUUCAGAUACUCAAUGUCAGUGAUUUCACUGAUGGUGAAUUCAGCUGCCUUGCUCAAAAUGAGGCUGGCUCACUCACACAAAAAAUGUCCCUGGCUAUACAAGAAUACCAGUGGUCAGUGGACAAACUGACAGCUUGUUCGGCUUCCUGUGGCCACAAAGGGGUGCAGCUGCCCCAGUUGAGGUGCUUGCUGGAUGGGGCUGAAGUCAACACAUCGUACUGCAGAGAGACACCCAAGCCACCUCUGCAGCCCAUUGCAUGCAACAGAAGAGACUGCCCUUCACGAUGGAUGGUGACAUCAUGGUCUCUUUGCACGCGGAGCUGUGGUGGAGGCAUCCAAAUGCGGCGAGUGACCUGUCAGCGCCUGACAGCAAAAGGCAGCUCUGUCCCAAUGUCAAAUGAGGCCUGUGCCCAGGUGUCCAAGCGCCCUGUGGACACACAGAACUGUAACAGGAAGCCCUGUGCUGAGUGGGUAGCCUCCUCCUGGAGCCAGUGUAAUGGGCCUUGCAUUGGACCACGACUGGCUGUACAGCACAGACAGAUAUUUUGCCAGACCAAAGAUGGGACUUCUGUGUCAUCUGAUCAAUGCAGUGCCUUACCAAGGCCGUUGAACACACAGAACUGCUGGACUGACGUCUGUGGUGUGCACUGGAGGGUCAGCCUGUGGACCGUCUGCACGGCUACGUGUGGAAACUACGGCUUCCAGUCCCGGCGUGUCGACUGUGUGCACAUCCGCACCAACAAGCCUGUGAUGGAGCAUCACUGCUCCUGGAGGCCAAGGCCAUCGAACUGGCAGCGCUGCAACAUCACACCCUGUGAAAAUGUGGAGUGCAGAGACACUACAAGGUACUGUGAGAAAGUGAAGCAGCUCAAACUCUGCCAGCUCACCCAGUUUAAGUCACGUUGCUGUGGGACUUGUGGAAAAUCUUGAAGACAGACAAAAUGAAAAUGGAGGAACAAGGGGAUCACAGCUUUGCUUCACUGAGGCAAGGGCUUUUGCAGAAAAUACAAAUGGAAUGGAAAUAUCUUUUUCAUUUUAUUUAUUUCCCUUAAAAAAAAAAAAAGAACACCUUUUACCAAAUCAUUGUUGUAAAGGGUCUUGAAAAGUUUUCCCUUUUAUGAAUGUGGGAGACAGAAUGCAGCAAAACAUGGUCAUGAAGGUAGACCAUAAAGAGUCAGAGAGACCAGUGCCACCAGAAAUGGGUGUGAGAGGAGUGGAGCUUCCCCAUAAUCCAUGUACAUGCCUGAGGGAUACACCAAGAGACAGGCGAGGAAGAGGACGAGAGUGAAAACCUAGCAUCACAUUACAGAAUCACAGAAUCACAAAGGUUAGUUGAAACCUUCAGGAUCACCUGGUCCAACCAUCAACCCAGCACCACCAUAAUCAUCCCUAAACCAUAUCCCCAAGUGCCACAUCCAGACACCUCUUGAACACUUACAGAGAUGGUGACUCCACGACCUCCCUGGGCAACUUAAUCCAAUGCCUAGCCACUCUUUCAGUGAUUUUUUUUUUCUUUCUAAUACCUAAUCUGAACCUCCCCUGGCACAACUUGAGGGCAUUUCCUCUCAUAUUUUCAUUUGGAACAUGACAGAAGACACCAAGUUCUACUGCACCAGAACCUUCU
Messenger RNA from Corapipo altera (White-ruffed manakin), 6268 nucleotides. It is a transcript of the gene ADAMTSL1, whose product is annotated as ADAMTS like 1. The coding region runs from base 124 to 5574 and encodes 1816 amino acids. The transcript is spliced from 31 exons. Gene Ontology annotation, molecular function: metalloendopeptidase activity. The record is from RefSeq and is a predicted model, not a curated record. Gene Ontology annotation, cellular component: extracellular matrix. NCBI's taxonomy places the organism in Eukaryota, Metazoa, Chordata, Aves, Passeriformes, Pipridae. Gene Ontology annotation, biological process: extracellular matrix organization.